AUGGAAGCGAAGGCGAAGCCCCUUGUGGUCAACGAGGCGCCUAUGCCAAAGGCAGGACCGAGCGAAGUCAUCAUUAAGAACCACGCCAUUGCUAUCAAUCCGAUUGACUGGAAGAUACAAGAGACCGGUACGGCACUCGGCAGGCGCUACGCCACCGUUCUUUCACCACGGGGCCUGCCGGAGGGGGUUGAGGGGAUGCAUGUUUUUGCGAGCGUGAUCGCGAGUAAAGGUAGGAAUGUCGGCGAGGCGGCGUGGGGGAAGUGGGUGCCAGGUGCUUUGGAGAGUGGAGCGCUCAACGCGAAGCCGGAUCCGGUUGUGGGCGGUAAGGGGUUAGAUGGUAUUCAAGACGCGUUGGAUAUGCAGAAGAAAGGGGUUAGUUUAGCGAAGGUGGUUGUAGAGUUGUAG
Messenger RNA from Trematosphaeria pertusa, 405 nucleotides. RefSeq lists its product as uncharacterized. The record is from RefSeq and is a predicted model, not a curated record. Bases 1 to 405 code for a protein of 134 amino acids. Gene Ontology annotation, molecular function: oxidoreductase activity, acting on NAD(P)H. The transcript is spliced from 2 exons. NCBI's taxonomy places the organism in Eukaryota, Fungi, Ascomycota, Dothideomycetes, Pleosporales, Trematosphaeriaceae.